Messenger RNA from Cynara cardunculus var. scolymus (artichoke), 1258 nucleotides. RefSeq names its product B3 domain-containing transcription repressor VAL2-like. The coding region runs from base 174 to 974 and encodes 266 amino acids. Gene Ontology annotation, molecular function: DNA binding. The record is from RefSeq and is a predicted model, not a curated record. The transcript is spliced from 8 exons. NCBI's taxonomy places the organism in Eukaryota, Viridiplantae, Streptophyta, Magnoliopsida, Asterales, Asteraceae.
GAGUGAAAUCAAACUCAAAGAAUCUGCUAACAAAUUACAUUCCCAAAGAUCGCUGUAUUUAAUCUUGUGAAAAAAAGAGAAGUUUUCUUGCAUUUAAUCCGAAACCCCAAAUAGUUUCCAACAAUUUUCCCUUAUCUCUAGGGUUUAUUCGUCGUUUUUUCUAAGCUUUUUCAAUGGCUUCUUCGUCAUCAAAAGGAUAUUGCUUUCAAUGUCAGGAUUCAACCUCCAUCUUCUUCAGAGACGGAUGGAGACUCCGCAAUGGCGAAUGCGCUCAGCUCUGUAAUCGUUGCGCCUAUGUUUAUGAGGAGGGAAGGUUCUGUGAAACAUUUCAUUCAAAUGAUGAUGGUUGGAGAGACUGUGAAUCUUGUGGGAAGUUGGUUCAUUGUGGAUGUGUUGUGUCAUUCAAUCAAUAUUUUCUGCUGGAUUUUGGCGGGGUGAUAUGCAGGGAAUGUUCCAAAAAAAAUCUCAUUCUGGCACGAAAUCGUCGCUAUGCUCAUGAAUUUCAAACAGAUCCCACAGACGUGCCGGAUCUUGCCAAGAGAGUACAGAUUGAACCGCAUUACUGGCAUGAUGGUAUUGAUUUGGAGAUACAAUGCAUCCCUAGGACCGCCAAAUCCAUUCUUAAUCUUUUGUUUGAAAAAAUGUUGACGGCUAGCGACUCUGACCUCAAGUUCGGCCGUAUUGUGAUUCCGAAGAAAUACGCUGAGACUUUUUUCCCAGAAGUUUUUGAACCGAAAGGGAUAAUGUUGAAUGUACUGGAUUUGGAAGGCAAAGAAUGGGAGUUUUCGUUUCGUUAUUGGCCUAAUUGUGGUAGCAGAACGUAUGUUUUAGAAGGGCUUAGAGAGAUUAUGGUUUCAAGAAAAUUGCAAGCAGGUGAUACAGUAUCAUUUUAUCGCAUGGAACCAGAGGGAAAGAUGGUAAUCGGAUUUAGAAAGACUUCUGUUCCAAAACCACCUCAUCAGGCAUCCACCUGAAUGUGAUGAAACAACAUAUUCAUCCAGAAGCAGAUCCCUGGAAGUAGUUGCCAUCUUCUUUACAUCGUGAUCGUGAGUGCUUACAAGAGCAUUCUUGGUCGUAAAAUGGAAAUAGUCGCCCGUUUCAAGUAGACCCCAUUAACAGAGACAAAUCGAUGUUUUUUUUUCUUUCAAAUUUUGGUUAGAAAAUAGAUUAGCAGCGAAAACUUGAGAAGUUCGCCCGUGUUUGUUUAUAACAAAUUCUUGCUUCAAAUAUUCGUGACAUUGAAAAUGAAAGAUCUUGG